GCCGGCGCCGCCCGCGGGCGCACCCACCGCGCCGGCAGCCCGCUCCCGCCGCCGCCGCCCAGCCGCGCGCUCGGACCGCCGUCGCCCGCAGGGAGCGACCAUGUCACCAUUUCUUCGAAUUGGUUUGUCCAACUUUGACUGUGGCUCCUGCCAGCCGUGCCAGGGAGAGGCCGUUAACCCUUACUGUGCUGUGCUUGUCAAAGAGUAUGUUGAAUCAGAGAAUGGGCAGAUGUACAUCCAGAAAAAGCCAACCAUGUACCCUCCCUGGGACAGCACCUUUGACGCCCAUAUCAACAAGGGAAGAGUAAUGCAGAUCAUCGUAAAGGGCAAAAAUGUGGACCUAAUAUCCGAAACAACUGUGGAGCUCUACUCCCUGGCCGAGAGAUGUAGGAAAAACAAUGGGAAGACAGAAAUAUGGUUAGAGCUGAAACCUCAAGGCCGAAUGCUAAUGAACGCAAGAUACUUUCUGGAAAUGAGUGACACAAAGGACAUGAGUGAAUUCGAGAACGAAGGCUUCUUUGCUCUGCAUCAGCGCCGAGGAGCCAUCAAACAGGCCAAAGUCCACCACGUCAAGUGCCAUGAGUUCACGGCCACCUUUUUCCCACAACCCACGUUUUGCUCCGUCUGCCAUGAGUUUGUCUGGGGUCUGAACAAACAGGGCUACCAGUGUCGACAAUGUAAUGCAGCAAUUCACAAGAAGUGUAUCGAUAAAGUUAUAGCGAAGUGCACAGGAUCAGCUAUCAACAGCCGAGAAACCAUGUUCCACAAGGAGAGGUUCAAAAUCGACAUGCCGCACAGAUUUAAGGUCUACAAUUACAAGAGCCCCACCUUCUGUGAGCACUGUGGGACCCUGCUCUGGGGCCUGGCAAGGCAAGGCCUCAAGUGCGACGCAUGUGGCAUGAACGUACAUCACAGAUGCCAGACAAAGGUCGCCAACCUUUGUGGCAUAAACCAGAAGCUAAUGGCUGAAGCACUGGCAAUGAUUGAGAGCACUCAACAGGCUCGCUGCUUAAGAGACUCUGAACACAUCUUCAGAGAAGGUCCAGUUGAAAUUGGUCUCCCAUGCUCCAUAAAAGGUGAAGCAAAGCUGCCGUAUGGACCAGCACCGGGGAAAAAAGAGCCUCAGGGGAUCUCCUGGGAGUCUCCCUUGGAUGAGAUGGAGAAAGUAGGCCAUCGUCCAGAACCUGAACUUAACGUAGAAAGACCAUCUCUACAUAUGAAAUUAAAAAUCGAGGAUUUUACCUUGCACAAAAUGUUGGGGAAAGGAAGUUUUGGCAAGGUCUUCCUAGCAGAGUUCAAGAAAAGCAAUCAAUUUUUCGCAAUAAAAGCCUUAAAGAAAGAUGUGGUUUUGAUGGACGACGAUGUGGAGUGUACGAUGGUAGAGAAGAGAGUUCUCUCCUUGGCCUGGGAGCAUCCGUUCUUAACGCACAUGUUCUGCACGUUCCAGACCAAGGAAAACCUCUUUUUUGUGAUGGAGUAUCUCAACGGAGGAGACUUAAUGUACCACAUCCAGAGCUGCCACAAGUUCGAUCUUUGCAGAGCCACGUUCUAUGCUGCCGAAAUCAUUCUCGGUCUGCAGUUCCUUCAUUCCAAAGGAAUAGUCUACAGGGACCUGAAGCUUGAUAACAUCCUGUUAGACAAAGAUGGACACAUCAAAAUAGCGGACUUUGGGAUGUGCAAGGAGAACAUGCUGGGGGACACCAGGACCAACACCUUCUGCGGGACCCCCGACUACAUCGCCCCGGAGAUCCUGCUGGGUCAGAAGUACAACCAUUCUGUGGACUGGUGGUCCUUUGGCGUCCUUCUCUAUGAGAUGCUAAUAGGUCAGUCACCUUUCCAUGGGCAAGAUGAAGAGGAACUCUUCCACUCCAUCCGCAUGGACAGCCCCUUUUACCCACGAUGGCUCGAGAAGGAGGCUAAGGACCUUUUAGUGAAGCUCUUCGUAAGAGAACCUGAAAAGCGCCUGGGGGUGAGGGGAGACAUCCGCCAGCACCCCUUGUUUCGGGAGAUCAAUUGGGAAGAGCUGGAGAAGAAGGAGAUUGACCCUCCGUUCAGGCCUAAGGUGAAAUCACCGUACGACUGCAGCAAUUUCGACAAAGAAUUCUUGAAUGAGAAGCCCCGGCUGUCAUUUGCAGACAGAGCGCUGAUCAACAGCAUGGACCAGAACAUGUUCCGGAACUUUUCCUUCAUGAAUCCAGGGAUGGAGAAGCUGAUAUCCUGAACUCGCCUCUCCAGACACACGAAGGGAUUUGCCUUCUCUCUGUGAACUGGUUCAAGUGACACUUCUUGGGUUCCUUUUCAACUUGGAAAAGAAAAGAAACACUCAACAGUAAAGGCUGAGCCCUUUGAGCUCCUCACCGACUUUGCAUCUGUAGCAGAAACCAGCUCUGCUUCACUAAUGACGAUGCCCUUUGGAUUCUCCCCUGUCAUCUCUCACAGCCACUCUUGAAGUUAGGUCCUUCCUCACUGUAGUUAUUUACUUGAAGAUGGCUCUCCGCACUGUGAAAGAUUUGAAAACUUAAUUUCACUCUAAGUUAUGGCUCUUCACCUGGGCACCAACUGCUGAUCAGUGACAUACGUGUUGGCUCAAGGAGCAGAGUCCAGACCUCUCAAGACUGAAACUGCACGUUGCCUGGCGUAGCACUGGCGUCCACUCGGCCGCAGACAAGUAACCACUAAACCCAUUUUAUUCUGUUCACACCUGGGCGAGUGUAAAGGGUAGGGGGUAGGGGAAGCCCUGAAUAGGUUCUUAUGGGAAUUCUUCAUAAUAAACAUAGCUUGUAACUUGA
Molecule: messenger RNA, 2789 nt
Organism: Balaenoptera ricei (Rice's whale)
Lineage: Eukaryota; Metazoa; Chordata; Mammalia; Artiodactyla; Balaenopteridae
Gene: PRKCQ
Product: protein kinase C theta
Exons: 18
Coding region: 101-2221 (706 amino acids)
Biological process (GO): protein phosphorylation
Molecular function (GO): diacylglycerol-dependent serine/threonine kinase activity; ATP binding
Source: RefSeq, a predicted model, not a curated record